AUGCUUAAAUAUUCAGAUGUACCUAUCAGGCUACGAGGACCAUCGAGUGGAAAUGGCAUCGGUCGUGUCGAAGUUUUCUACAAUGGACAAUGGGGAACAAUCUGUGACGAUGGUUGGGAUUUAAAUGAUGCUAAGGUUGCAUGUCGUCAACUGGGAUAUAAAUAUGCUGACAGAGCUCUUCAAGGGAGCGAUGUUCCUGCUGGAACUGGCCAGAUAUGGUUAGAUAACGUAGGAUGUACUGCACGUGAUCAAAAUUUAAUCAGUUGUCAUCACAGAGGAUGGGGAAUACAUAAUUGCCGGCAUUCUGAGGAUGCGGGAGUAGAAUGCUCUGGAUUUG
This is a messenger RNA of Paramuricea clavata, 337 nucleotides long. The record is from the annotation of a GenBank genome assembly. NCBI's taxonomy places the organism in Eukaryota, Metazoa, Cnidaria, Anthozoa, Malacalcyonacea, Plexauridae.